This is a messenger RNA of Nelumbo nucifera (sacred lotus), 2030 nucleotides long. RefSeq names its product UDP-Glycosyltransferase superfamily protein. Lineage: Eukaryota; Viridiplantae; Streptophyta; Magnoliopsida; Proteales; Nelumbonaceae. The record is from RefSeq and is a predicted model, not a curated record. Gene Ontology annotation, cellular component: endoplasmic reticulum. Gene Ontology annotation, molecular function: mannosyltransferase activity.
GCUGACUCGGCCAGAUCACCAACUCGAGUUGGUCGAGUUUCCGGCUUAUAGAUCACUGAUAACGGAGAUCUCCCGUCCUAAGUCCGAGCCCUUAGUCUAGCAUCCGUAGAUUCUAUACUCUAGAUUCGAGUUUCAUUUGCAUGUUGUUGCGGUUGCUGAGUACACGUUAUUGCUGGUGUCUUGGAGAGCGGAGACGCGGGGAAACAAUCCAACUGCGAAAACUACUUCCGGCGAAACAUAUCUCCAUUCAGAUGGCAGGGCGAAGAAACGAAGAAAUCGAGAAGAGAGGUAGGGCAGCUGUGGUGGUUCUUGGCGAUAUCGGUCGAAGUCCCCGAAUGCAGUACCAUGCUCUUUCCCUUGCUCGUCAGGCAUCUUUGGAGGUGGACAUUGUUGCAUAUGGGGGUUCUGAACCACAUGCUGCAGUUGUAGAUAAUCCAGCAAUUCAUAUUUACAAAAUGCCACAAUGGCCAACAAGCACCAAGGGUCUACCAAGGAUACUCUACCCAUUGAUGCUUUUGCUUAAGCCAUUAUUUCAGUUUUUUAUGCUUCUGUGGUUUCUGUGUGUUAAAAUACCUUCUCCAGAUGUUUUCCUUGUACAGAAUCCACCUUCUGUUCCAACAUUGGUUGCUGUGAAAUGGGCAAGCAGGCUGAGACGUUCCGCUGUUGUUGUGGAUUGGCAUAAUUUUGGAUAUACUCUGUUGGGUUUGUCCCUUGGAAGGAGCAGUCGCUUUGUCACAGCAUACCGAUGGAUUGAAAAGAAUUAUGGGAAGAUGGCAAAUGGAUCCUUGUGUGUUACAAAGGCAAUGCAACUUGAGUUGGUUCAUAACUGGGGAAUCAAAGCAACUGUUCUAUACGAUCAACCUCCAGAGUUUUUCCAUCCUGCCUCACUUGAGGAGAAACACAAGCUAUUCUUCAGACUGAACAAAUACCUCACUGAUCCUCAUGGCAUUCAUGAUUGUGUCAGCUUUGGAACUAUGGGUAUUGGCAGCAGUGAUUUGAAUGGGACACUCUUUACAACCCAGGUUUCCACUGGCAUUCUUUUGAAGCAGAAUAGGCCAGCCCUUAUUGUUAGCAGUACAAGCUGGACUCCAGAUGAAGAUUUCGGCAUGCUUUUGGAAGCUGCAGUGAUGUAUGAUAGGCGUGUUGCUGCUAUCUUAAACGAGGAUGACUUGGAUAAGAAUGAAGUGCUUUGGGAGAAUAUGUGCAAUGGAAAACAAUACUUGUACCCGAGGUUGUUAUUCAUCAUUACUGGAAAAGGUCCAGAAAGAGAGAAGUAUGAAGAGAAAAUAAGGAGACUAAAUCUGAAACGUGUGGCCUUUUGUACCAUGUGGCUUUCUGCUGAGGAUUACCCAUUGCUUCUUGGGUCAGCAGACUUGGGUGUUUGCCUCCAUACUUCCUCUUCUGGCUUGGAUCUUCCCAUGAAAGUUGUGGAUAUGUUUGGAUGUGGAUUGCCUGUUUGUGCCGUUUCCUUCUCAUGCAUUGAAGAACUUGUAAAAGUUGAGGAAAAUGGUCUCCUUUUCUCAUCAUCUUCUGAGCUAGCUGAUGAACUUCUGAUGCUCUUUAAGGGGUUUCCUGAUGCAUGUGAUGAUCUGAAGUCAUUGCGGAGAGGUGCAUUGCAGAAAGGAUCUUCUGCAAAGUGGGCUACUGAGUGGGAAGAACAUGCCAAACCGCUAAUAUCUAAGGUCAUCUCUAGGAAUCAUGAUUGAUAGCCAGCCACAAAAUUUCAGGUUGAGGUGUUGGGUGUAAAUUGGACGGAUUAGAUCGGGUUGAGGUCAGCACUAACCCAACCCGAUGACUUCUGGUUGACUUGAUUUUGUCACUUAUUUUUGUUAGAUUACUCAUUGUUUAGACUUAAGAUUGGCAGAUUGAUUGACUUUUAAUAUUAUCACAUGUAUGGUGCUUUAGGAAUUAGGAAUACUUGUGUUACACUGGGAAACGUAUGUAACUUGAUGCAUUGGCCAUCCAUGCAUACAUAUUUAUUUAAUAUUUAUAUAUAGAAAGGAAAAGGCCAUUACUUGGUCUAAUGGUAA